Molecule: messenger RNA, 1013 nt
Organism: Chelonoidis abingdonii (Abingdon island giant tortoise)
Lineage: Eukaryota; Metazoa; Chordata; Testudines; Testudinidae
Gene: PSPH
Product: phosphoserine phosphatase
Biological process (GO): dephosphorylation; L-serine biosynthetic process
Cellular component (GO): cytoplasm
Molecular function (GO): L-phosphoserine phosphatase activity; magnesium ion binding
Source: RefSeq, a predicted model, not a curated record
AUUGCACCUCGCUUUCCUAAGCCUGUCAGCAAACAGCUGAAUAUCUCUAGUUUCAUGCAUGUAACGAUUAAAGAAAAAAAAAAGUAGCUGUGCUUACUCAGCAGAUUAUACAGAGCUGUUUAGAAAAUGCACCUUUCUUCCUGAUCAGUCCGUACCUUUGUAUAUAUAUGAGCAAAGGUCCCAGCUGAUCAUUUAUUUUCCUGCACAGCCAGGAGGUUUCCAGCAGCAGCAGCAACAGCAGGCACGGGCAGUACAAUACUCAGAAAGCUUCCCAGAAGGAUGGCCUCCCUCUUGGAGCUGAAGGAAAUCUUCCGCAAUGCCGAUGCAGUGUGCUUUGAUGUGGAUAGUACAGUCAUCAGAGAAGAAGGAAUUGAUGAGCUGGCGAAGUUCUGUGGAGUUGGGGAUGCUGUGGCAGAAAUGACACGGAGAGCUAUGGGAGGCUCUGUGACAUUCAAAGCUGCUUUAACGGCACGACUAGGACUUAUACGUCCCUCCUGGGAGCAAAUGCAAAAACUAAUUUCAGAACAUCCUCCUCAGCUCACAUCGGGCAUAAGGGAGCUGGUAAACAGGCUUCAUCAGCGAGGCAUCCACGUCUUCUUAAUAUCCGGUGGGUUUCAGAGCAUUGUGGAGCAUGUCGCUUUACAGGUGAACAUUCCAACAGCAAACGUGUUUGCCAAUAGGCUGAAGUUUUACUUUAAUGGAGAAUAUGCAGGGUUUGAUGAGACACAACCAACAGCUGAAUCAGGUGGAAAAGGAAAGGUUAUCAGUCAUCUGAAGGAACAGUUUCACUUUAAGAAGGUAGUUAUGAUUGGAGAUGGAGCUACAGACAUGGAGGCAUGUCCCCCUGCUGAUUGCUUCAUUGGAUUUGGAGGAAAUGUAAUCAGGAAACAAGUAAAGGAGAAAGCCAAAUGGUACAUUACUCACUUUGAUGAACUGCUUAAAGAACUGGAAGAAAGAUAAGUUAUACAGUAACAUAGUAUUUUUAUUAACAAUUAUAGUAUAUCAAUAUAUAC